AUGGACGGUGGGGCUCGCAUUCGAGACGCCCCAGUGUCACCGGUCCGUGUUAAUUUUCAGAACGGAAACUGGGCUCAACCCUCGAAUGCCAACGUUGAGUACACGCAAUCCUCCAAAUAUAAUCUGGUCGACCGCUCCCGGCACGUCCCGCACGUUGCUCAGCUCGCUAGCGACAGAGCACCACUCGAGCCCAACAACGCAUCACAUGCUGCCUCGUCGCCGCGCCAUGCGGAUCCGUCAAGUCAGCCACUUUCACCUUCGUCCUCGGCGACAAUCCCUGAGCGCCGCAAGGAGUCCAUGGGCGCUACAAUGAGCCCUACCGAGCGAGUUCGGCAGCAAGACAUGUUCAGGACCAGCCGCGAGUCGGACGAUACGACGAGUACGCAGCAGCAAGCGUCUACCGAGUCGUCGACAGCGACGAGCGCAAGCUCGAUCACUGGUGCGGUCGAGACGACGGACUGCCAGCCCAAUGAGGAUUCACCUGGGAGCUCUGUGAUGGAAGGAAACAUCCCGAGGAUACAUUCCGUCCCCCAGUUCCAGUACCACCACCAGCAGUACCCUCAGCCGAACCGGGUGAACAGCGUCCCGCAGGAAGAUGGCCGUACCGCAUCGACCCCCGACUUGACCGACGGCGCUGCUCAUAUCAGGCGUCACCUUACACCUAAUUCACAGUACUUCCGGAGAAGCUCAUUGCCGCGACCGCACUCCUCGUACUCGGCAUAUUCAGACCUGGCGCCACGGGGGCGCUCGCCUGGACUGUUGCCCGGUGACCUGCGCGCUCCCUCGGCCAACUCGCGCAGGUCUCCCGACGUACGCCACUCGACGUACGCUGAACUCCUCAGUGUACCAUACCCCCAGCAAGCGCCUGCGACGCCCGGGCUUGACAACUCAAACCUCCGAUCCGUCAUCGGCAACAAUGCCUCCCUCCUGAGUACGCAGAAGACGCUAGAAAUGUACCGCGCCAAUGUGAAAAAGACCACGGAUUUCUCCAUUCAAUACUCCUUUGCGGUGUUCCUGAUCUCCACGGCGCAAGAGCAGGGCUUGGACAUUUCCGAUCCCAAGGGGCGAAAGGCCACUCCACAGCCUUUGCGCGACCAUGACAGCCCCAUCAUCGAAGCCGAGGCGACGUCGCCUUAUGAGCUGGUGCGAGAGGCGCGCCAGAUCCUGCAGCGUCUCGCUAACGGCGGAUAUCCCUUCGCGCAAUACUACCUGGCGGAUGGAUUUGCAUCUGGUCUCUUCAGCAAAGGCAAAGAGGAUUACAACUCGGCCUUCCCACUGUUCGUCCUUGCAGCCAAACACGGACACGCCGAAUCAGCGUACCGAACAGCACUCUGCUACGAGUUCGGCUGGGGUUGCCGAAAGGACCCCGCCAAGGCAGUUCAAUUCCUGCGCUCGGCGGCUUCGAAGCGACACCCAGGCGCCAUGACGCGCUUGGGUAAGGCUUGCUUGUCCGGCGAUCUCGGCGAGAAACGCUAUCGCGAGGGCAUCAAGUGGAUGAAACUUGCCACCGAAGCUGCUGACACGCAGUACAACUCGGCGCCAUACCAACUCGGCUGCCUGUACGAAACAGGGUACGGUGACGACGUGUUCCCCGACGAGCACUACGCCGCGACCCUAUUCACACAAGCUGCCGCCCUGGGACAUCCCGAAGCCAACUUUCGCAUGGGCGAAGCGUACGAGCACGCGCGCCUGGGCGUUCCCAAGGACCCCGCCCUCAGCGUCCAUUUCUACACGGGCGCUGCGGAACAGGGGCAUGCCGCGGCGAUGAUGGGGCUGUGCGCAUGGUACAUGGUGGGCUCUGACGUUCUGGAGAAGGACGAGGAAGAAGCCUUUGAAUGGGCGCGUCGAUCUGCAGAGCUCGGCUAUGUGAAGGCUCAAUAUGCCCUUGGUUAUUUCACCGAAAUGGGCAUUGGCUGUCGUCGUGACAUCCUCGAGGCGAAUGUAUGGUAUGUCAAGGCUGCGGACGCCGGCGACGAGCGUGCCAAGCAGCGACUCGCUAUCAUCCAGGCGGCCGUCAGCGGCGAGGGAAAGCCCAUGGACGUGGCGCCGCCUCGAUCGGGAAAGAUUACAAAGGAAAACAGUGACAAGGACUGUGUGGUAAUGUGA
Emericellopsis cladophorae is the source of this 2106-nucleotide messenger RNA. RefSeq lists its product as uncharacterized. The record is from RefSeq and is a predicted model, not a curated record. Lineage: Eukaryota; Fungi; Ascomycota; Sordariomycetes; Hypocreales; Bionectriaceae. Bases 1 to 2106 code for a protein of 701 amino acids. The transcript has 2 exons. Gene Ontology annotation, molecular function: protein binding.